AUGAGUCAGGCUGGUGAAGAAUCAUGGGUGUCCUACUGCGAAAAGCUCCCCUCCAACCUGGUCUCCCAGAACCAGAAGAGGCAUGAAGUGGGCGGAACCAUGCAGGCGCAGUCUCCAAUUGCUCGGAAAAAGCCCUGGGGAGAGCUCUCUAGAUCCAUCCGAGAAUGCAGCCUUGGAAAGCCGAACCCGCCCAGAAGGACGGAUCACGCUGAUUGCCAAAGCCACCUCCGGGGUUGUAAGGAUCCGGUGCGGAACCGCCCGAAGCAUCCCGAGGGGCAUCAGCCGCCGCUGUGCCCGCACGUGCGAUCUUCGCCCAGCCUGGGUAUAGAGAGGGCAUCCCUGUUCAACCGCAAUGCUGCAGAGAAGCUGGACACUUUCUUCUCCCAGAAGCUGAAAGCCCGCGUGUCCGACCCCUGCGAGGACCUGGGGACCCCUCAGGAAGACCCCACAGACCCCAGUGGGCCCUGGAGGGACCCCAGGAAGGAACACGCUGGCCCCGAGCGAAACUGCAGGAGGCAGGAUCACAGCCGCGCAACGCAAGGAAGAGGAGAUGCCACCCAUGCCCACGGCUGCCACCCAUGCCCUCGGACCCUCCGGCACUGUCUCACUGGCAAAGGCGGGGCAUCGGAGCGCGUCUAUUGGCGGCAGGAGAGCAGCAGGCCCUCCACGGCCGUCAGCAGCUCAGCACGGAUCCUGCCUCGCUGCAGAAUCAGCCACGUCCAGAGCUGUACUGCCUGCCAAGCGUUUAACAGAGACACGCCAACGGGCAUGGAGACGCUCCAGGAGAACGUCUGGAGUCUGCCGGAAGGCAAGGAGAGAGCGGGUUUGAGUGCCCCCCGCCAGAGGGAAAGGACGGGGCCUCCUUGCCGGCGGCAGGUGCCAGACCGGUUUUUGAAAGUUCAGCAGUGGCUGGAGGAGACGCCGGCCGAAGACCCUCCGUCCCACCCAAGGCAACAGGGGCGUGGGGCUGGGCAUCGGGGCAGCCCAGGCACUAUGGGGUGGCCACCUGCGUACGGAUCACCGGAUCAGAAGGAAAGGGAUUCUUGGGGAGAGGCAGGAGGCUGUCCAAGUCCGGACCCCACAGCUGACAUCAGGCACAGAAUGAAGAGCCACCAGGAAGAGGAUCCCACGCAUCAGGCUUCCGGGCUCCACGCCUGCGACGACGCCAGCACCUCUCCCGCCACGUGCUCCUGCCUCUUCUGCGAGCAACAGAGGCCGCGCGCCACGCUGGUCUCCGGCAAGAAAAAGCCGGACCCCUCUGCCGCGGAGGUGGCCGUGCAGCUGCAGGCGGAGAACCGGAUCCCCCGGAUCGUGGAGGCCUUCGAGCGCCGUUCGCUGAGGGAGGCCAAGAUCGUGGAGAGGGAGAAGGCGUACCUGUCAGCCCGGCAGAGGGAGCUGGAGAAGCGGGCAAGGGCGGGCAAGGCACGUGGGAACGCCAGGCGAGGCCACCACCAGGCCAGCGGCGCCAAGGCAAGGAAGCCCCAUGCCAAGGAAGAGGAGCAGAUGCCGCGUGAGGAGCCCAGGCCCCGGGCAGUGCCAGAGGGGCCCCCAAAGCGCCACCAGGCGAGGGAGCAAACCGCAAGCAAGCCCAGUUUCAUGGACAGACUGCGAGGGCACUACUAG
This is a messenger RNA of Podarcis muralis (Common wall lizard), 1623 nucleotides long. Lineage: Eukaryota; Metazoa; Chordata; Lepidosauria; Squamata; Lacertidae. The record is from RefSeq and is a predicted model, not a curated record.